Messenger RNA from Hypanus sabinus (Atlantic stingray), 6190 nucleotides. It is a transcript of the gene cadpsa, whose product is annotated as Ca2+-dependent activator protein for secretion a. Lineage: Eukaryota; Metazoa; Chordata; Chondrichthyes; Myliobatiformes; Dasyatidae. The transcript is spliced from 28 exons. The record is from RefSeq and is a predicted model, not a curated record. Gene Ontology annotation, cellular component: glutamatergic synapse. Gene Ontology annotation, biological process: positive regulation of exocytosis; synaptic vesicle exocytosis; dense core granule exocytosis. Bases 227 to 4135 code for a protein of 1302 amino acids.
CUUAAUACCUUCUGUCGGUAAGAGCAGAGUUAAAUCACGAAAACGUAAGCAAUCGGCUUCCUGCCUGCUGACAAUCCGUGCAAAGCAAAAGGGAACUCGCUUCCUCUCUCGCUCUGUAGACUUGCCCGGUGCUCGAAGCUGCUGGCUGUUCAGUCCCUGUGAUUUAUUUGGGGUGUGUGCGUGUAGAAGAAAGGGAGCGGAAAGAGGGUGCCACUAAAGAGCAAAAAUGUUGGACCCGUCGUCUAGCGAGGAGGAAUCGGAGGAGAUAGUAGAAGAGGAGAGUAAGGAGGUGCAGGCUCCGGCCCCGGGUAGUCGGUUAUCCCCGAGCAGGACCAGCGAGAGCAGCGGGGGGCUGCAGCCGAGCAGCCGGAGCAGCAGCAUCCGACCGUCCAGCCCCAGCCCCUCGGUGGUGAGUGAGAAGGAGAAAGAGGAGCUCGAGAAGCUGCAGAAAGAGGAAGAAGAGAGGAAGAAAAAGCUGCAGCUGUACGUCUUUGUGAUGAGGUGCAUCGCCUACCCGUUCAAUGCCAAGCAGCCAACAGACAUGGCGAGGAGGCAGCAAAAGAUAAACAAGCAACAGCUGCAAACAGUCAAGGAUCGUUUCCAGGCUUUCUUGAAUGGAGAGACACAGAUCGUGGCAGAUGAAGCUUUUAUCAAUGCUGUGCAAAGUUAUUAUGAGGUGUUCCUGAAAAGUGAUCGUGUGUCCAGAAUGGUACAAAGUGGUGGGUGCUCAGCCAAUGAUUCUCGAGAAGUGUUUAAGAAGCACAUUGAAAAGCGGGUUCGAAGUUUGCCAGAAAUUGAUGGUCUCAGCAAGGAGACGGUCCUGAGCUCCUGGAUGGCAAAAUUUGAUGCGAUUUACCGAGGCGAGGAGGAUCCUCGCAAACAGCAGGCCCGGAUGACAGCGAGUGCAGCAUCAGAGCUCAUCCUCAGCAAGGAGCAGCUGUACGAAAUGUUCCAGCAAAUUCUGGGGAUCAAAAAGUUUGAGCACCAGCUACUGUACAAUGCAUGCCAGCUUGACAAUCCAGAUGAGCAGGCGGCUCAAAUCAGACGAGAAUUGGAUGGGCGUCUUCAAAUGGCUGAUCAAAUAGCAAAGGAACGCAAGUUUCUGAAGUUUGUGUCAAAGGAAAUGGAGAACAUGUUUAUCGAGGAGCUUAAGUCAUCUGUAAAUCUACUAAUGGCAAAUCUGGAGAGUAUGCCUGUAUCUAAAGGAGGGUCAGAGUUUAAACUUCAGAAGCUGAAACGCAGUCAUAACACUUCCAUCAUUGACAUGGGAGAGGAAAAUGAAAAUCAGCUUUCCAAGUCUGAUGUUGUACUGUCAUUUACACUUGAGGUGGUGAUCAUGGAAGUUCAAGGUCUAAAGUCUUUAGCACCGAAUCGCAUUGUUUAUUGUACAAUGGAAGUGGAGGGAGGAGAGAAGCUGCAAACUGAUCAAGCUGAAGCUUCAAAGCCAACCUGGGGUACCCAAGGUGACUUCACCAGCACGCACCCACUUCCUGCAGUAAAGGUGAAACUCUUCACAGAGAGCACAGGCGUGUUGGCUCUGGAGGACAAAGAGCUUGGACGGGUUGUCUUGCAUCCAACACCCAAUAGUCCAAAAUCAGCUGAAUUGCACAAAAUGAUUGUUUCAAAAAACAGCAUGGAUCAGGAUCUGAAAAUUAAGUUGGCGGUUCGGAUGGACAAGCCACAGAACAUGAAACACUGUGGGUACUUAUGGACAAUUGGUAAGAAUGUUUGGAAAAGAUGGAAGAAAAGGUUCUUUGUUCUGGUGCAGGUCAGCCAGUAUACAUUUGCGAUGUGCAGUUAUCGGGAGAAAAAGGCUGAGCCACAAGAAUUGCUGCAACUGGAUGGAUACACAGUAGAUUAUACUGACCCACAGCCAGGUCUGGAGGGCGGUAGAGCAUUCUUUAAUGCAGUUAAAGAAGGAGACACUGUGAUCUUUGCCAGUGAUGAUGAGCAGGAUCGGAUCCUUUGGGUUCAGGCAAUGUACCGUGCUACUGGUCAAUCACACAAGCCUAUCCCUCCAACUCAAGUGCAAAAACUCAAUGCCAAGGGAGGAAAUGUACCCCAGCUGGACGCUCCCAUCUCCCAGUUUUAUGCAGACAGAGCUCAGAAACAUGGAAUGGAUGAAUUUAUCUCUGCCAAUCCUUGCAUGUUUGAUCACGCAACACUCUUUGAAACACUACAAAGGUUGACACUGGACCAUAGGCUUAACGAUUCAUAUUCUUGUUUGGGGUGGUUUAGUCCUGGUCAGGUGUUCGUGCUGGAUGAAUACUGUGCCCGUUAUGGAACCAGAGGCUGUCACAGACAUCUCUGCUACCUCAAUGAUUUACUUGAAAGGGCUGAAAAUGGAGCAAUGAUUGACCCAACCCUGCUUCAUUACAGCUUUGCCUUCUGUGCUUCACAUGUUCAUGGCAACAGGCCCGAUGGAAUAGGGACAGUCACAGUGGAAGAGAAAGAACGUUUUGAAGAAAUCAAGGCCAGACUGCGUUCACUACUUGAGAAUCAGAUUACUCAUUUUAGAUAUUGCUUUCCAUUUGGAAGACCAGAGGGAGCACUGAAGGCUACUUUGUCUCUCUUGGAGAGGGUGCUGAUGAAGGAUAUAGUAACCCCGGUUCCACAAGAAGAAGUUAAAGUUGUUAUUCGGAAAUGUUUGGAGAAAGCUGCACUUGUAAAUUACACACGACUUUCUGAGUAUGCCAAAAUUGAAGAAAAUGUAGGGCAGUUAGUCACUCCUGCCAAAAAACUGGAAGAUACAAUUCGUCUUGCUGAACUGGUUAUUGAGGUGCUGCAACAGAAUGAAGAGCACCAUGCAGAGGCUUUUGCUUGGUGGUCUGAUUUGAUGGUUGAACAUGCAGAGACCUUCCUGUCACUCUUUGCUGUGGACAUGGACAGUGUUUUGGAGACGCAGGCCCCGGACACCUGGGACAGCUUCCCAUUAUUUCAGCUGCUCAAUGAUUUCCUGAGGAGUGAUUAUAAUCUGUUGAAUGGAAAAUUCCACAAACACCUUCAGGAUGUCUUCGCUCCUCUUGUGGUUAGAUAUGUCGAUUUGAUGGAGUCAUCAAUUGCACAAUCAAUUCACAGGGGCUUUGACCGAGAAUCAUGGGAGCCUGUAAAGAGUUUAACAAGUAAUCUGCCCAAUGUGAAUCUACCAAAUGUGAAUCUCCCUAAAGUACCAAAUCUACCAGUUAACCUCCCACAAAUGCCUAGUUUUUCUGCUUCGUCCUGGAUCGCUACUAUAUAUGAUGCAGACAACGGCUCAGGAACCUCAGAAGAUCUGUUCUGGAAACUGGAUGCCUUGCAGACCUUUAUUAGAGAUCUGCAUUGGCCAGAGGAGGAGUUUGCAAAGCACCUGGAGCAAAGACUAAAGCUCAUGUCCAGCGAUAUGAUUGAAUCAUGUGUUAAAAGGACUAGGAUUGCAUUUGAAGCCAAGCUACAGAAGACAAGCAGGUCAACAGAUUUCCGUGUCCCACAGUCAAUAUGCACCAUGUUUAAUGUGAUGGUUGAUGCCAAGACACAGUCCACAAAGCUUUGCAGUAUGGAGGUGGGCCAGGAACGGCAAUACCAUUCUAAAAUUGAUGAGUUGAUUGAAGAAACUGUCAAAGAAAUGAUAACUCUCAUGGUUGCAAAGUUUGUUACUAUUUUGGAAGGAGUACUGUCCAAACUAUCCAGAUACGAUGAAGGGACCCUCUUCUCAUCCUUUCUGUCAUUCACUGUGAAAGCAGCCUCCAAGUAUGUGGAUGUGCCUAAACCUGGAAUGGAUUUGGCAGAUGCUUACGUGACCUUUGUGCGCCAGAGUCAGGAUAUCCUGCGUGAUAAGGUCAAUGAGGAGAUGUAUAUAGAAAGGUUAUUUGAUCAAUGGUACACAAGUUCCAUGAACGUCGUCUGCACCUGGCUAACAGAUCGCAUGGAUCUGCAGCUUCACAUCUACCAGCUGAAAAUCCUUAUCAGGCUCGUCAAGAAAACGUACCGAGAUUUCCGGCUGCAGGGAGUACUUGAUUCAACCUUGAAUAGCAAGACCUAUGAAACUGUUCGGAACAGACUGACUGUAGAAGAAGCCACGGCAUCAGUUUCUGAAGGCGGUGGUCUCCAAGGAAUUACAAUGAAGGACAGUGAUGAAGAAGACGAGGAGGAAGAUUAGAUCACUGUUAGAUUUAGAGGCUGAAUUUUGACAUAGCCUGGUAACAAAUGCAUGUACCACUCUGUUAUCCAAUUAGCCACAAUAGGAUCUUAUUUUUCAACUACUUGUAACAGAAAUGAGGGAACAGUUAUCAGUAAGAGUGAAAGUUUAGCUGUGUGGAAAAAAUAGCACUUAUUUGAACCAUUGAUUUCUAAAUUAAUUUCUAUAUGUUCAUGAGCAAUAUGGCGUAACCAUUGUUUGAUAAUGUUACGUGAGAUAUGUAGGAAUAUUGCUAGGUGUGUCCCUGUUAAAUGCAGAACCUAUUUGGCGCUUCAUCAAUGUAAUGUAUAUAUAUAUAUCUUGAUGGUAAGAUGUUGUGAAGAUGAGUGAGUAAGGUUAUUUAUUUAUUUAUAUUUCUUUACUGGCUGCCAACUGCUUAAAAAGGAAAUGCCCCUUGUAAUAGUGCAAUCUAAAAGUUUCAUUAAUAACCCCAAUGCAAUUUUGUUCACAUUUCUUUUCAUUCUAAUGCAUUUCUUUAUUUUUUCUUCUUUCUUGAAUGCACUUCUAGGUAUGCAGAAAAGAAUGUUACAACAGUUUACUUACAAUAUUUCUGGAUUCAGAUGUUUUUCUUUUGGGUUGUUAUGGAAGUGGUACAUUAAUGCCCAAAUUAAAGGCACUCAGUUUUAUUUAAUGAAAAAUCAUAUUGUGAUGUAUAUUGAAUAUCCUAAUGAAUUAUCCCCAAAAUAUACUGGAUUUGUUCAUCUGCCUUUUUAUUUAAAGCCAUAAGUGAAACUUCAAUUUUAAAUACCCCCAACUUAAAAAUUCAUUUUCAAAUGAUACAUUUGAAUAAUAUCCGAUAUUUUCACAAACUUUGACAGUUUCUUUCACACAUUGUGUUUCACAGUUGGUUUCUUGUAAAUAUAAAGCUGUAUAAUGCAUUUAGAAAAAAUAGGUGCAUGACAAAGGGAUCACCUUUUCCCCAAAAGCUAUUAGUCUCUGUGUGAAGUAGCUGGUGGUGGAACAAACAUCUCGCUUUGGCCUUAAGCCCACAGCUUUACCAUGGAAAACUGUGGAUUCUUAUUAAAUUGUACAAAUGUCUAUCACUCAUGCUUUUUAAACCAUGUUAUAAAUAUGUUAUUCUAUACCAUCACAAUAUCCAAACACAAUUUUUUUCUUCAGUGCGUAAAUUCAGAAUGAAACUGACUGAAUAGAAGGUACAAAUAUUUACACAAAAAUAGAAAAUAUGGGAAAUGCUCAACAGGUCAGGUAGCAUACCUGAAGAAAGAAACAGACUUAACAUUUUAGGUCAAAUACUAUUCUUCAGAAGGGAAAAGUUUUGAUCUUAAAGCAAAUUACUGCUAUCAUGUUUAAAAAGCUUCUAUAACUAAACAAUCUUCCAAAUCUAACUUUGGAAUAACAUCAGAUGAGAGUGAAAGAUCUGUACAAACAUUGACUAAAGCUGGUGAAUCAUUUUGAAAUGACACGUUGUAUUUGUAUCCAAGAACAAGUAAACCAAGAUGAUAAUGAUGUUUGCACUUGUCCUGUUUCACACAAUAUUAAACAGCCAGAAAAUUCACUAAACCAAACCAAUUGACUGUUUAUUUGCAAAAUGGAACCCAGGGCACAGUAUAUGUAUGGAUAUCAAAGUUAGGGCAUUAUUUUAUAACUCCUAUCUGCAGAUAUGUUUUAUAGCAGACAAAUAUUUAUACCCCAAUUUAUCCACUGGUUUAUUACAGCUAGUAAUAAAUUAAAUAUUUUAGAUUAUUAUGAUGGCAAGGUUGUCAGCACUCUUAAUGUGUAUGGAUUUCAACCUGUGUAGAAAUAUGUGAUGAUUCUAAAGUGAGAUUAAAGAAUAGUGCCGGUAUAUACCUGUUAAUAGCUGAACUUGUUUGGGAUUUCAUCCAUGUAGUGCAGAUUAUUGGAGUCAUGUUCUGUGACACUUGCACCAUUUAUCCAGAAAUGCCAUGGGUACCUCAUGAAAAUGUAGCAAAACAUAUUGUUAUAACUAGUUUUCUGUGUUUUUUUUCCACUGAAGUGACAGAUUAAGUGAAAAACAUACUGUACCUACCAAGUAAA